AGAGUAAUAGGUGAACAAAGAUUGUAUUCAAUACCCUGAGCUGAGAGGACUCGGAAAACUUAGAAGAACAUUUAGAGAAGAUGGUGAAAGUUGCGACGUUCUUUGCAAUGUCUUUAGGUGCCUUCGCUUUCUGGCAAACUAUGGACAAAAUCCAUGUAUGGAUCGCUCUCCAUCAGGAUGAGAAGCAAGAAAGAAUGCAGAAGGAAGAGGAGAUCAGAAGAAUGAGAGCACAGCUAAUCAGAGAAAACAAAGAGCGGGAGUCUCUUGCCUAAGCCGCCAAGAAUUGCAAUGCAUUCAAAUCAACAAUUUAUUUUUGCCGUCUUUUUGAAUGUUUCUGGACUUCUGGUUCUAUACUGAAUUUCCAAAAAAUUCAUGGAACAAUGGUCAUGACUGUCUUCAAUGUACUCAAAGCUUGGACCUGUCUAGCUGUAUGCCGUUCAUAGCAGGAUUAUGCUUGCACUAUUAAACCUGUAGCUACUUUUAAUCUGACAAUAAAUACCAAAUUUUUUGGUUUAGUUGGAGUAAAUUACGGCGAAUUGCUAUUUA
This is a messenger RNA of Nicotiana tabacum (common tobacco), 546 nucleotides long. The record is from RefSeq and is a predicted model, not a curated record. NCBI's taxonomy places the organism in Eukaryota, Viridiplantae, Streptophyta, Magnoliopsida, Solanales, Solanaceae.